Molecule: messenger RNA, 2255 nt
Organism: Aspergillus pseudonomiae
Lineage: Eukaryota; Fungi; Ascomycota; Eurotiomycetes; Eurotiales; Aspergillaceae
Product: isocitrate lyase 1
Exons: 5
Coding region: 412-2028 (538 amino acids)
Biological process (GO): carboxylic acid metabolic process
Molecular function (GO): isocitrate lyase activity
Source: RefSeq, a predicted model, not a curated record
CCGUGCCCGACCAUCGGCAUUGGCUUGUGAAUUUAGUUUACGGUAAACCUAGUCCAAUGGUGACUCCAGAAGAUCCUAGUAACUUUACCCCCGGUUGACGCGAAGCCGGAGCUCUGUGACAUUCCUUCUUGUCCCGCUGAGCCGAGCGUUUACCGACGCAGGCCAGCCCUCUGACGCAUUUUCAUGGCGCAUGCAACUCAAUAAGUACCUUGGCUUUGGCCUGGUGAUUCAUUUAGAGCUUCUGAAGAGCAGACUCUUUUUAAUCUUUCUCUCCCCCUUGAUUUUCAUUCUUUCUGAUUAUCUAUAUUCCGAUCAGACAAGGGGACUAUAUCAUAGUACCUACUGUAUUAUAUUAUUGCAAUUCUUUCUAUAUCUACCCACUUUUAAAAACCCCUUACUAUCUUCAUCACCAUGGGUUAUCUCGAAGACGAGGACAAGAAGUACCAGGACGACGUCCAGGCCGUCAAGGCCUGGUGGACCGAUUCCAGAUGGCGACACACCAAGCGCCCUUUCUCAGCAGAGCAGAUUGUGGCCAAGCGUGGAAACCUAAAGAUUGAGUACCCGUCGAAUGUCCAGAGCAAGAAGCUUUGGAAAAUUUUGGAGAGCAACUUCGAGAAAAAAGUUGCUAGCUUCACCUACGGCUGUCUCGAACCCACAAUGGUCACCCAGAUGGCAAAGUACCUUGACACCGUCUAUGUCUCUGGCUGGCAGAGCUCUUCCACUGCUUCCUCUACCGAUGAGCCGUCCCCCGAUCUUGCUGAUUACCCCAUGAACACUGUGCCAAACAAGGUAAACCAGCUCUGGAUGGCCCAGCUGUUCCAUGACCGGAAACAGCGCGAGGAGCGGAUCACGACACCCAAGGAGAAGCGCGGAAAUGUGGCAAACGUUGACUACCUGCGUCCCAUCAUUGCUGACGCUGACACCGGACACGGUGGUUUGACCGCUGUCAUGAAGUUGACCAAGCUUUUUGUUGAGCGCGGUGCUGCCGGUAUCCACAUUGAGGACCAGGCCCCUGGUACCAAGAAGUGUGGCCAUAUGGCUGGAAAGGUUCUUGUGCCCAUUAGCGAACACAUCAACCGUUUGGUCGCCAUCCGUGCGCAGGCAGAUAUCAUGGGCACCGACCUUCUUGCCAUUGCUAGAACCGACGCGGAAGCUGCUACUCUCAUCACCUCUACCAUCGAUCAUCGCGACCAUGCCUUCAUCGUCGGCUCCACCAACCCCAACCUUAAGCCUCUCGUAGAUCUCAUGGUGGCUGCCGAACAAGCUGGAAAACAGGGAGACGAGCUGCAGGCUAUCGAGGACCAGUGGGUUGCCCAGGCUGGCCUGAAGCUUUUCAACGAUGCCGUCAUUGAGGUCAUCAACAAGGGUGCCCACUCUAACAAGCAAGCCCUCAUUGAUCAAUACCUGAAGGCCGCCAAGGGCAAGAGCAACCUUGACGCUCGCGCGAUCGCCAAGAACAUCACUGGACAGGAAAUCUACUGGAACUGGGAUGCUCCUCGUACCCGUGAGGGCUACUACCGGCUCCAGGGUGGCACCCAGUGUGCCAUCAACCGUGGUAUUGCUUACGCUCCAUUCGCCGACCUCAUCUGGAUGGAGAGCAAGCUCCCCGAUUAUGCCCAGGCUAAGGAGUUUGCCGAGGGUAUCCACGCGGUUUGGCCCGAGCAAAAACUUUCCUACAACUUGUCGCCUUCGUUCAACUGGAAGAAGGCCAUGCCCCGCGAUGAGCAGGAGACUUACAUCAAGCGCCUGGGUGCUCUGGGUUACUGCUGGCAGUUCAUCACCCUUGCUGGUCUGCACACCACCGCCCUCAUCUCUGACCAGUUCGCCAAGGCCUACUCCAAGCAUGGCAUGCGCGCUUACGGCGAAUUGGUCCAAGAGCCGGAGAUGGAACAGGGAGUCGACGUGGUUACCCACCAGAAAUGGAGUGGUGCCAACUAUGUGGAUAACCUCCUGAAGAUGGUCACCGGCGGUGUUAGCAGCACCGCGGCCAUGGGCAAGGGUGUGACGGAAGAUCAGUUCAAGCACUGAGCUCAGCUCACAAGCCACUUUUGAUGAUUUUGUUGUGUUUUUAGCCGACUUUGAGUACCCACUAGGAGUUUUUGAUGUAUAGAUUGUAGCUCCCUUGACAAAAGGAUCGAUUUUUCAUAGCAUGAUCUAGUUAUCGCAUUCUUCUUUUUCUUCGUGCAGCAAGCUCAUUCGUAGUACCUCGGUAGAGUGCGUAUCCUUAGCGGUAUUUCCAUACUAAAGAGAAAGGC